Dicrocoelium dendriticum is the source of this 609-nucleotide messenger RNA. The record is from the annotation of a GenBank genome assembly. NCBI's taxonomy places the organism in Eukaryota, Metazoa, Platyhelminthes, Trematoda, Plagiorchiida, Dicrocoeliidae.
AUGAAUGACGAACAUAUAGCCAGUUUGCUUAAUCCUGGCCUAUACUUUCUAUGUGCUUCGAGAGGUCAUGAUACUAUACAUGUUGAUUCCCUGAUACUUGAGCUUCAACGGCUACACACCUACCAAGCGCUGUCUAGCUCCGCAUAUCUGGCACUUACCACAUCGGACCCCAUAUCCACAGCUUUUGUGCUACGUGAUGAACUUUAUCAGUUGGCGUCACAGGAGAAGCAGUUCAAAGAAGAAUACUCCGAACUGGCUGUCAAAUGUAUGGACUUCGCGGUGAAUUGUAUCGAUUUGUGUCGUACGUCAGACGAGGUACAUUGUCUUUUAAGAGGAGAAUUCGAUCACACGGCACAGGAGUUGAAGCAUCCAUUAGAAACGGUGAAAAUCGCUAUCCACUCCAGGGAGAAGAAGUUCGUCGCUCAUCCUAACUGCCAGCAUCAAUUGGAGAAUUUGUUUUACAACCCAAUGUUUUGCAUUCGGGAUUUCGAGGGAAUACAACGCCUUCAAUUUCUACUAAUAUUUCUCCCGCUGCUGCCAUUUCUGUACCUCAUUUACCUGUUCUUUCCAAAUUUCCGGGUAAGUUUUUUCCUAAUUGUGUGCACUUAG